AAACCACCUCCGAUACCUGCACCUAAACUACCUCCUACACCAAAUCCGCCUCCAAAUCCACCACCGGCACCUCCUCCAAUGCCACCAAUUCCUCCUCCUCCACCACCACCACCACCAAAUCCAAUGCCGCCACCCUUGCCAAUUCCUCCUCCUACACCACCACCGACACCUCCUCCAACGCCACCACCAACUCCUCCUCCUCCUCCUCCUCCUCCACCUCCACCACCACCACCACCAACUCCUCCUCCUGCACCACCACCGACACCUCCUCCGACGCCACCACCAACUCCUCCUCCUCCUCCACCACCACCACCGGCACCUCCUCCGAUGCCACCACCAACUCCUCCUCCUGCACCACCACCGACACCUCCUCCAACACCACCACCAACUCCUCCUCCUCGUCCACCACCACCACCGGCACCUCCUCCGAUGCCACCACCAACUCCUCCUCCUGCACCACCACCAAUACCACCACCUUUGCCAAUUCCUCCUCCUACACCACCACCCUUACCAAUUCCUCCUCCUAUACCACCACCUCCACCUACGCCACCUCCAAUGCCUCCACCUUUGCCAAUUCCACCUCCAGCACCACCCCCAACUCCUCCACCAAUUCCGCCACCUUUGCCAAUACCACCUCCUAUGCCACCACCUUUUCCAAUACCUCCUCCUGCACCACCUCCGGCUCCUCCGCCGAUACCUCCUCCUACACCACCACCAGCUCCUCCACCAGCACCACCACCAAUUCCUCCUCCUUUUCCACCUCCAGCUCCCCCACCAAUACCACCUCCUGUACCGCCACCAGCUCCGCCUCCAAUGCCACCACCUUUACCAAUGCCUCCACCUAUUCCACCCCCGCCUCCUGCACCGCCACCAACUCCUCCUCCGAUGCCACCACCUUUACCAAUACCUCCCCCACCACCAGUUCCACCUCCAAUGCCUCCACCUAUUCCACCCCCGCCUCCUGCACCACCACCAACUCCUCCUCCAAUACCACCACCUUUACCAAUGCCUCCACCUAUUCCACCUCCUGCACCACCACCAGCUCCUCCUCCAAUGCCACCACCUUUACCGAUUCCUCCCCCACCACCAGCUCCUCCUCCAAUGCCACCACCUUUACCGAUUCCUCCCCCACCACCAGCUCCACCUCCAACGCCUCCACCUAUUCCACCCCCACCUCCUGCACCACCACCAGCUCCUCCUCCAAUGCCUCCACCUAUUCCUCCCCCGCCACCAGCUCCACCUCCAAUGCCACCACCUUUACCAAUACCUCCACCUAUUCCGCCCCCACCUCCUGCACCGCCACCAACUCCUCCUCCAAUGCCACCACCUUUACCGAUGCCUCCACCUAUUCCUCCCCCACCCCCAGCUCCUCCUCCAAUUCCACCCCCUUUACCAAUGCCUCCACCUAUUCCUCCUCCGCCUCCUGCACCGCCACCAACUCCUCCGCCAAUGCCACCACCUUUACCAAUGCCUCCACCUAUUCCUCCUCCGCCUCCUGCACCACCCCCAAUUCCUCCGCCUAUUCCACCCCCGCCUCCUGCACCUCCCCCAAUUCCACCACCUUUUCCAAACCCACCACCAAUACCACCUCCUCCGCCUCCACCAUACCCUCCACCACCGUCACUGCCAAAACCUCCACCAGCACCAAAACCACCACCAAAUCCCCCUCCCUCACCAAUAGUAAAAAACUUCUCAUCCUCAAAAUCUUUCACAUUUCUAGCAAAAGCCACACUUCCCACAAGAACAUAA
Solanum stenotomum is the source of this 1749-nucleotide messenger RNA. RefSeq lists its product as uncharacterized. The transcript has a single exon. The record is from RefSeq and is a predicted model, not a curated record. Lineage: Eukaryota; Viridiplantae; Streptophyta; Magnoliopsida; Solanales; Solanaceae. The annotation marks the transcript as partial.